CAGUCUGUGCAGAAGGGCUCAUUUGAAGGGAACAGCCGCAGCCUGUGCAGAUACAGAAAUGCUUAUGCACUGACAUCAGCUAAGAUAAAGCGCAGCCCCUCUUGAUUUGAGGACACUUCUCCUGCCGGCAAGGUGAUACCCGGCGACGCUGUUUUCAUCCAUCCACGGGCUAUUUUUACGCACAGAAAGCGACUCUAUUACUGUUUCUUUUGGCUUUUUUUCGGGGACUGUGAGGAGUGGAGCUGAAGUUUGAGCGACUCCGGCUUGAUACUGUUAUUUAUACAGAGAGUCAAAGCCCUCGGUGUUUAUUAUCUCUGUCCGUGGUGUUAUCUCGUACGCAGGAGGAGAAGGGGUGGCAUUUCUCCUGUUGUUGAAUUGUUGUCGUUCUCCAGAAGGAUGGUGUUGGACAAGGAGGAGAGUGUGUCUCUUGUAUCCCUCCAGUCCAGAGAGAAGUCGAGGGGCUGUGCUGGCUGCAAUGGCAAGAUCCGGGACCGCUUCAUGCUGCAGGCACUGGACAGGUACUGGCACGAAGACUGCCUGAAGUGUGCCUGCUGUGACUGCCACCUGGGCCGGAUGGGCUCCACCCUCUACACCCGAGCCAACCUCAUCCUCUGCCGCAGGGACUACCUGAGGCUCUUCGGGGUGACAGGGAACUGUGCAGCCUGCAGUAAGAUGAUCCCUGCCUUUGAGAUGGUGAUGAGAGCCAGAGACAACGUCUACCAUUUAGACUGCUUCGCCUGUCAGCUCUGCCGCCAGAGAUUUUGCGUGGGAGACAAGUUUUUCCUCAAGAACAACAUGAUCUUGUGCCAGCUGGACUAUGAAGGAGGCCAUCUUAAUGGCAACACUGAGAGGCAGCCUCAAUAAGAGAUCAGACCAGACCAGGAUGACUGUGAGCCAGUUGGACUGUGAAACUCACAGCAGCUUCCUAUUUCAGACUGAACCAUGUGUGGAAAUAACACUGAUGGGACACAUUUCCAGCAGCCCAUGUUUGAACUCUCUCUUAUAGAGCUGCACGGUAACUCCCCUGAACACUGUUGUUUCUGAUCAGACAGACCAGAGGUCAACCAAGAUGGAACAAUGAGGAGGACAUUUUCCAGAGCACUUAAUGUGGACUGUGAUGGUUCUGCCCCCCCUGCCCUAUUUUUUGUCUACAGUCAACGAAAAUAGAGCAAACUAGCCUUUGCAAAUAAUUUGUAGAGUCAGUUUCACCAAAACUGAAAUACUAGACAGAUGGAGAGAAGCCAGUUAGGCCACACAUAGCAUCAACCAAGUCAUCCAUCAGUGAAAAAUACUAAGUUCGCGGUGAUUGUCAAAUUGCUCUGGCAGCCACUGAGCUGUCUUUUUGUGGCGAACCCCACCCAUCUGGCAUGAAGAAAGCCCCAAAACAAACUGAAACACAUCUGCAGAUACUGUUUGGUUCAACUCAACAACCGAGGAGGAUCAACUGUUUAUCUCUUUGCCUCUUGACUCUGAAGGCUUGAGCGUGACUUCAAACCCGCUGUCGCUUUGUUUCCACUCUGAUCUCCAGCUGUUUUUUCUCAACUAAUUAAACUGAAUUUUAAUUUCAGUUUGUGUGCUCAUUAUUUAUUCAUUGACAUGACUGUAAUUAGCAGGAGAGGAGCAUGACAUCAGAUGGAGGAAAUCAUUCAAAAAUUCUCUGCUUUCAAUAAAAAAUUUGUCUGA
Molecule: messenger RNA, 1683 nt
Organism: Toxotes jaculatrix (banded archerfish)
Lineage: Eukaryota; Metazoa; Chordata; Actinopteri; Toxotidae
Product: rhombotin-1-like
Exons: 5
Coding region: 397-864 (155 amino acids)
Biological process (GO): positive regulation of transcription by RNA polymerase II
Cellular component (GO): nucleus
Molecular function (GO): DNA-binding transcription factor binding; transcription coactivator activity
Source: RefSeq, a predicted model, not a curated record